This is a messenger RNA of Jatropha curcas, 2143 nucleotides long. Its product is annotated as F-box/FBD/LRR-repeat protein At4g26340. Gene Ontology annotation, molecular function: protein binding. NCBI's taxonomy places the organism in Eukaryota, Viridiplantae, Streptophyta, Magnoliopsida, Malpighiales, Euphorbiaceae. The record is from RefSeq and is a predicted model, not a curated record.
AGCAAUAGGAUAGCAUGUAAAAUUGUCGUUUAAGGAUUCGUUUCCAAGCGAACGACAUAAGUUCGUCAAACGCCGUGGCUAACCUUUCUUGCUUCGUUUAACUUAAUCGUCGUUGAGGAUUAGAACUUUCCCAAACCAGACCAAGGCUAACAUCAAGAAGCUACUCGGAGAAGCAAAUACGCUCAUAUGAUUAAAAUUUCCCUCCAUUUUCUAAGAACCCCAUUUUCUUUUUCUAUUGACGAAAUCCCAAAUUUUUCUUUCUUUCUUUCUUUUCUCAUUGAUUUAUCAGAUAGCAAACGCUUCUCACCAUCAGGGAGUGGUAAAGAUUAAGGAAUUAUGGAUGAUUCUUUUUCACAGCCAAGAUCCAAAAGGCAGAAGCUUUUCAUAGGACAAGACGCUGGUCGUGGAAAAGAUAUAAUCAGCAAUUUACCUGAUGACAUUCUUGGUUGUAUCCUUUCUUUCCUUCCAACCAAAGAUGUCAUAAGAACUUCAACAUUAUCAAAAAGAUGGAAACAUCUCUGGAUUACCGUUUCUGACCUUGAUUUUAAGAAUAAGCUGGGGUGUAACUGCACAAGUAAGCAGACCGUGGAGGUGCGCUACAGCUUCUUGAAAUUGGUGGACAGUGCACUUCUCUUUCGCGAGCCUUAUUGUAUAAGAAAAUUGCGUUUGGAGCCAAGGAUGCCUCUCAGUGGAUUUAGUGUUAAGUCUUGGAUGUUUCGUGUUACUAUGUGGGUAUGUGCUGCAUUGAAGAACAAAAUUGAAAAGCUUAAUCUUUCGUUACAUGAAGUCAUCUUUAUACUGCCUGAUUGCCUUUUUGCAUCCAAGUCGUUGUGUAAACUGAAAUUGACAAUGUAUUGUGUUUUGAGGGUUCCUGGUUCAAUUUGCUUCUCAUGCCUUAAGACCCUACAUCUUAAAUACAUAACAUUUGAGGGCGAAUGGUCCACCCAACAACUGUUUUUGGGUUGCCCUGUCUUAGAAAAGUUGAUUUUAUACAAUUGUGGUUGGAAGAAUAUUAGAAGGAUCAGCAUUGCUAUUCCUUCUCUGAGGACAUUGAUUAUUGAUUACGACUGUUCAUACCCUGAUGAUUUUCUUGAUUGUGUGGUUGAAAUUAGUGCAGUUAAUCUCACAUCUCUUAACUGCACAAAUUACUUAAUUUUUGAACUCUCUCUUUGUAAUCUAUCAUCUUUGGUCUAUGCAUAUGUUGAUGUUCAACUUUUCGGAGCUCUACACAACCUCAAGCUGCUUUACGUGCUCUAAAAUUGCUUGGUGGACUUCAGAGUGUAAAAUCCCUUACACUUUCGGAUUAUACCCUUGAGUGUCUCUUAUAUGUGGCAAAUAUUGAGGAUCAUUUGCCAACAUUUGAUAAUUUAACCCGUUUAGAAGUUCAACUCUGGUGUUCUGAUUCUUGUAUCAAAGCCCUGAUGGAUCUUCUGCAAAAAUCACCCAAUCUAGAAUCACUGAACUUUUUUUAGGAGUUUGACCCAAACAUCUGCUUCAUUGGGGAAGGAGGGAUAUCGAGUAAUGUACCUCAUUGUUUUAAGCACAGGCUUAAAACUUUUUUCAUAUCAAACUUUAGUGGGAAUGCCGCAGAAAUACAUUUGAUGAGGUACCUGCUUGAGAAUGCAACUGUUCUAGAGCGUACAAGAAUCGUUUGUGUACAGAUGUAUCAGAAGACCCGAAGAAAAUAGAAGAGAUCAAAAAUCAAUUGCAGAAUUUCUCUAGGGUCUCAGCAAGUUGUGAAAUUGAAGUAUUGUGAAGCUGGUUUUAUGAAAUUCUAUUCUGGUUUAUCUACUUCAAAAUCUUGAAAUCUUGUGCUGGUUGUGAAGUUCAUAAUUGAACAUUCUUGGCAGCUCACUCGAUUGAGUAGUUGACUGCACCUCUUGUUAUGGAUCUGAUGAUUCUAUCAUGUAUUUUUACAUACUGAUGCGUUUAUUUCUCUGAGAAAUUUUUGGGGAAAUUAGUGAAGGUUUCGAUGCAGCAAGAAAUGGACUGCUCUUCACUGAUAGAAAUAGAGAUUCAAUUUUGAGGAAUGCACAUGCUCUGUUUUAAAUAGCUAUAUGAUUAAAUCACAAAAAUAAAAUUCUUGAGUAUUUUAUUGGACUAUAAUUGAGGUAGUAAAUAAUUAUUUAAUUUUUUAUUUUAA